GAUGCCGCCACCACUCUAACCCCACGCGCACCCCCCCACCACCACCGCCCACCGCCACCACUAGCCCCAACAAGCUCCAUCGACCAGCUCCGCCCCCACACCACCACCCCCCGCGCCGGCCAUGGCUUCCCACCUCCGCCUCCACCUCGCUGCCGCCCCGCCGCCGCUCCUCCACCACCACCACCAGCGCCUCCACCGUCUCCGCCUCCCGCGGCCGCCGCCAAACCCACCCUUCCUCAAUCACCCACCCACAGCAUCACCACCAUCACCCUCCCCUCUGCUCCCCCGCCUCCUCUCCUCCUCCUCGUCCUCCUUCCCGGCCCGCGCGAGGGGGGGCUCCUCCAUCGGCGGCGUCGACGAGGAGGAGGAGGACGGUGAGAUUGAGGGGGAGGCUAGCGGGGGAGUGGGAGGCCUCGUGGGUGAGGACUCGGCGGUGUUCCGGCUCGGCGACCAGCGGGUGGUGUCGUGGGCCUACUUCGGCGGGAUACUCGCCGUCGUGCUCUACGGGCUCAACGUGCUUUGGAUCGACCCGGCCACCGGGUUCGGGACCAGCUUCGUUGACGCCGUCGCCGCCGUCUCUGAUAGCCACGAGGUCGUUUUGUUGCUCCUUACCAUCAUUUUUGCUGUAGUCCAUAGCGGCAUGGCAAGCUUGCGUGAAACUGGUGAGAAAAUAAUAGGGGAGCGAGCUUAUCGCGUGCUGUUUGCUGGAAUAUCACUGCCUCUAGCAGUUAGUACUAUUGUCUACUUCAUAAAUCAUCGUUAUGAUGGUAUUCAGUUGUGGCAAGUUCAAGGCAUCACAGGCAUUCAUGAGCUUGUUUGGCUCUCGUCCUUCAUCUCAUUCUUGUUUUUAUAUCCUUCUACUUUCAAUCUUUUAGAAGUGGCAGCUGUGGACAAGCCAAAAUUACACAUGUGGGAAACUGGAAUAAUGCGCAUCACCAGACAUCCACAGUUUGUAGGGCAGGUAAUUUGGUGCUUAGCUCACACCCUAUGGAUGGGCAACUCAGUUGCUGUUGCGGCUUCCGUUGGGUUAAUUGGUCACCAUCUGUUUGGUGUUUGGAACGGAGAUAGGAGGCUGGCAUCACGCUACGGUGAAGCCUUCGAGGUUUUGAAGAAGAGGACUAGUGUUGUGCCGUUUGCUGCAAUUGUCGAUGGUCGGCAGAAACUGCCGGAAGAUUAUUACAAGGAGUUCAUCAGAUUACCUUACAUCACAAUCACAGCUUUAACUUUGGGGGCCUACUUUGCACAUCCGUUGAUGCAAGCGUCCAGCUACCAACUUCCCUGGUAGCAAAUGUAGAUUGAUGUACAUAUGACACUUAUUUCUGAAACAUUUCCACGAACAGAAACAAAAGAAAUAGAUAUGCAGUGGUUAUACAGUAUGCCAUAUGCGCCUCAUGAUGUUUACACUUUGCCAUUGUAAUACUGGCCUGUUUACUUGUUUGCUAAAUGGAGGGCUACAGAAAGUACCUAGCUGA
Brachypodium distachyon (stiff brome) is the source of this 1472-nucleotide messenger RNA. RefSeq names its product 15-cis-zeta-carotene isomerase, chloroplastic. The coding region runs from base 122 to 1285 and encodes 387 amino acids. Gene Ontology annotation, biological process: carotene biosynthetic process. The transcript has 4 exons. The record is from RefSeq and is a predicted model, not a curated record. Gene Ontology annotation, cellular component: chloroplast. Gene Ontology annotation, molecular function: 9,15,9'-tri-cis-zeta-carotene isomerase activity. NCBI's taxonomy places the organism in Eukaryota, Viridiplantae, Streptophyta, Magnoliopsida, Poales, Poaceae.